AUGAAUAAUUCCGGUGCAGCGACGCCACCAUUGGCCACCCAGCAAUCACAUCUCCGCCAACUGUCGGAGUCCCUUGCCGCGUUCCAACAAUGCUUUAGUGAUCUACAACUACACAUUAAUUCCAUCCGUACUUCCAUCGACUCUUUACUGCCACCGCCUCACACAAAUAACACCACUCCUUUACCCGCCACAUCAUCACAGCCCGCAGCACCAGCCCCGGAACCCGAACCCGAACCAUCUUGGGAAUCUGAUCCCUCUGAAGACAUAGAAGAAGAAGAAGUCGAGGGAGAGGAAAAGGAUGUGCAAAAAGAAGAAUACAACGAGAAAGUGGAAGAAGAAGUGAAUUCUCCUCAUUCAGAGUUGAAAUCGCCUUGUUUGGAGUUGAAACAGUCUCCUUCGGAGUUGAAACCGUCUCCUUCGGAGUUGAUUACGCCUGGUUCGGAGUUGAAACCGUCUGGUUCGGAGUUGAAAUCGCCUGGUUCGGAGUUGGAAAUCUUAUGCCAAACAAUGGACAGUGAAGGUCUACGGGAGUAUAUGAUAACACAUAUCCAAUAUACUCACGAACUGCGUGUACAAGUUCCUAAAGCAUUGAAACUUUCACCCGGACCAGCAAGUCUUGUAUUUAAAUGUAUGGGCAAGUUUUAUAACAAAGGGAGCAAGUCGUAUGUUAAUAACUCACCUUUGAUCCAGGAAAGGAAGACCAAAGAACAUCAUAGAAUAAGAGCAAAAAGGAAGGCUUUAGUAUUGCUUUUGGAGUGUUUCUUGUUGAUGAUGGGAACCGACGACGAUAAUAAGGGAGUUGAGAUUGAGAAAGAGUUGAAGGAAGAGGCAGAGCAAGCAGCUUUAGCAUGGUUAAAGAGGAUGAAUCUUGAAGGUGGUGUAAAACAGGCUCAAGAAAUGGAUGCCCGGGGAUUGCUCAUGUUUAUUGGGUGUUUUGGGAUUCCAGAUAAAUUUAAUGACGCAUGUAUCAGAGAUUUACUUCAGGUAAGUAAUAUUAAUUGGAUUUCUGAUGCUAUUAGGAGAUCAAAUGUUCUCAUGGCAAAGAUUCCAGAAAUAAUAGGGGACAUGUUGGCGAAUAAGACAGUAGUUAAAGCUGUUCACAUUGCCUAUUGUUUUGGAAUUCAGGACAGGUUUAACCCUAAGAAACUUUUGGCAUCAUUUUUAAGAGAGUCUAAAAGUUCAUUUGACAAAAUGAAUGGAUCACAAGGUGCACAUCCAGGGAAUAUUGGAGCAAAAAGGAAGUACUUGAAUGAUCUGAAAUCGGUCAUUAAAUGUUUGCGAUGUCACAAUAUUGAUCCUGCAAAACUUCUUGGGGGUUGGCAAAUCAAUACGAGAAUAAUGAGCUUGGAGAAAGAAAUUGCUGAAUUCAAUAAGCAGAUAGCUGAUCAUAAGAUGGCACAACAAAAUGCUGGAUUACGUAAGAGAAAAGUCUAUGAAACUGAGUGGUUGAGCAACCAAGAAGUGAAACGCUCACAUUUUUCAAAUCCAUGGCCGCCACAUCAGCAGCAAAGAGUUGUUGUUAAUCAUGUUGUUAGCAACAACACCUUGUUAGAAGGUGGUGGAACUGCUGGCCACAAUUAUGGUUAUUCUAUGUCCCCUCCGGUAUUGCAUGGACCUGUUGCCGGCUCAAUACAUGAAAAUGUUGUUGGUUCACUGGCGGGAGCCCUGGUAGGUGCGGCCAUGGUUGGACCUGGAGCUGGUAUAUUGCCAAGUCCACAAGGAGGUGCAUAUGCUGGAGGUCAUGGAGGGAGUCGAGUUGAUAGUACACCCAGGCAAGUAGGAAGUCAUGCUGGUCAAUUAUAUGGAUCGUGUGGUAAUGCUUAUAGGCCUGUGCCAUACAUGGAAAGCUCUAAGGGGUUGCCAAACACCGUACCUGGUGAUGCUAAUAGGCGAUCACCACCACAGUUGGAAGUCUCUAUGGGGUUGCCAAACACUAUACCUCCACUAUAUCAGUUUGCUGGUACUGUUCCAGCAACUGAACAAAACCAAAGCAGUGGCUCACAGGCAGUUGAUGCUCAUCCUUCGUCCUCCUUGUACCGACAGAGAUAG
Lycium ferocissimum is the source of this 2049-nucleotide messenger RNA. RefSeq names its product protein FRIGIDA-like. NCBI's taxonomy places the organism in Eukaryota, Viridiplantae, Streptophyta, Magnoliopsida, Solanales, Solanaceae. The transcript has a single exon. The record is from RefSeq and is a predicted model, not a curated record. Bases 1 to 2049 code for a protein of 682 amino acids.